Coturnix japonica (Japanese quail) is the source of this 2441-nucleotide messenger RNA. NCBI's taxonomy places the organism in Eukaryota, Metazoa, Chordata, Aves, Galliformes, Phasianidae. The record is from RefSeq and is a predicted model, not a curated record.
GUUCUGGCACAAAGCAUGUUUCCACUGCGAGACCUGCAAGAUGACCCUCAACAUGAAGAACUACAAGGGCUACGAGAAGAAGCCCUACUGCAACGCAUUCGCUACAAGGAGGAGUUUGAGAAGAAUAAGGGGAAAGGCUUCAGCGUGGUGGCUGAUACCCCGGAGCUGCAGCGAAUCAAAAAGACUCAGGAUCAGAUCAGCAACAUCAAAUACCACGAAGAGUUUGAGAGGAGCAGGAUGGGCCCCAGCCCCAGUGAGGGCGCAGAGAUGGAGCGUAGGAACUCCCAGGAAAGCACCAAUUACCGACGACCGGAGCAGCACCAGCCACAGCACCACGUCCAGCCCAGCAACCCGGUGUACCAGCAGCAGCCACCAGCCUCGCAGUCCUAUGGCUACAAGGAGCCUGCAGCGCCUGCAUCCACACAGCGCAGUGCACCCUCUGCAGCGGGGAAGCGUUUCCGUGCCGUCUACGAUUACAACGCAGCCGAUGAGGACGAGGUCUCCUUCCAGGAUGGUGACACCAUCAUCAACGUGCAGCAGAUCGAUGACGGUUGGAUGUACGGCACGGUGGAGCGCACGGGUGACACGGGGAUGCUGCCCGCCAACUACGUGGAGGCCAUCUGAGGGGGUUGGAGCUGAACCCCCCCCCAUUCCAUAACAUGGCCCCAGUGUGCUCGCGUCUCUCUCUCCCCCAGCAUCCCUUCCCUCUGCCGGAGCCGUGUCCCGACGUCUCGGUUUCUUUGUGUUUCUGCAGCCACCUCUGGUUUCUCUCGCCAAUUGUAGCUUUGUUCUCACUCUGCCGGGACUGAGGGUCUGUCUGCGAGGGAUGACGGGGGGCUCUGGGACCAAAUGUUUCUCCUUCUGCCUUCCUCCUCCCCUCUGCAGGGGAUGGGAUGGGGCGCACACACACCAGGCUGCCCCACAUCCACCCCCAGCCCCCAGUGAGCUGGGAAUGCAAGGGAAGGGAGGAGCAGGAUCAUUUCCUUAGGACCAAACAUCCCACCUCUUGGGGGCAGGGAGGGAUGCUGGGGGGGACCAGCUGGCAGCACCUUCCCUGCGCUGAUCUGGCUCUGAUCUCGUCCCAUUGCUUCCCCUGGCUCUCUGUUCACCAUUCCUAUUUCUACUGCGCUCCCUCAGUCCUCAGUGUUGCAAACCAGAAGGAUAUUUGUGGUUAAAACCUUUAAAAAUAUAUAUCUCUUGGGAUUCAGAAUGGUUCCAGGAGCAGCUCCUGCUGCUUUUUUGGGGGGGUCCAGCUGCCUCAUUCUGCAUCCCAGGCUGAGAGGUGCCACCAUGCAGGAGCACCUGCUGCCCUGACCUCAUGUCCCCCUGCAGCUCCGGUUCUCCCCUUUUGGGUCCUCAUCCCUGUGCCUCUAUGGGCUGAGUGUGAUGUAUUUCUCUGCUCUGUUACUGCACUGGGACUGUGCUGGGGGCUGUCCAGAAGUGGGAAGAUGGGGGGUUUAAGUACCCUGAGCCCUUUGCCAUCCCCCACCUCUCACCCAUUGGUCCCCAGCAGUGGUGGCUGCUGAUGUGGGAUCGCAUAGUGGACCAAGAUCUCAAAGCACAUCUCUGUCCCCUUCCCUUUUAGGCUGGGAAGGUCCCAGAGCUGAAGGUAUAACUGGAAGCCUUGCAGCCAGGUGCUCAUGUCCCAAAGGACCAAAGUGACCGAGUUCAGACAGCCCUCAGCUCUGCCUGGGGACAAUCCCAUGGGACGGGGGAGGACCCCAUUGGGAAAAUCCCCCCCCCUCUCCUGCCUCCAUCCCACCAGGGUGGGCUGCAUGGGCUGGAGGGUCCACUCGGUGCUACACAGGCAAGGAGGGGAGGGGGCAGAGAGUCCACAUCCCUCCCCAUAACCCCAUCCUUCAUCAUCCUUGUCUGGGAAAUAGUAGAGGGGGGGGAUUGUCAAUGUGAAUAAAGCGUUUUUUAAUGGACCAAAUCACACAGGUGAUCACGUUUUGGUAUACAGACCUUUUUUUAAUGCUACCUUGGAACCAUUGUCCUGAGUCUCUGCUCCCCUUCUCCCCCCCAUUUUAUUGUGGGAAACAAACCUCUUACUGCUUCAUUUCUGCCUUUUUCUCUCGACUUAUGCACUUUUUUGCCUUUUUUCAUAGCUGAAAAGCACCUGAACCUGUAUUUAAAAUAAAUAAAUGAAUUAAAAAAAAAAAAAAAAAAACAUUAAAAAAAGAAAAAGAAAUGGAAAAGCUUCUCGUCACGUGUUAAAAUAAACCUCGCCCUUCUCAGCUGCCCUGGUCACGUCUCAGUGCUUAGAAGGUGUUUCCUUUGGAUCCACCACUUGGUUGGGGUUUGUCUUCACAUUCUCCUUCCUAUGGGGCUGAGUCCCCCCCCCCCAACAAUCCGUCCUUUGGCCUUUUUAAAUCCAACCCUCGAAUGGAACAGAUUGAUCCUCCUUCUUGGUUUCCUCCACAAUAAAAGUGUGGUUUCUA